Tarenaya hassleriana is the source of this 1186-nucleotide messenger RNA. RefSeq names its product trihelix transcription factor ASIL1. The record is from RefSeq and is a predicted model, not a curated record. Gene Ontology annotation, molecular function: transcription cis-regulatory region binding. Gene Ontology annotation, cellular component: nucleus. The coding region runs from base 105 to 1040 and encodes 311 amino acids. The transcript has a single exon. Lineage: Eukaryota; Viridiplantae; Streptophyta; Magnoliopsida; Brassicales; Cleomaceae.
CAAUAAGUAUUUUCGUGCUCUGUAGAUUUAACCACAUUAAAGUGGUCACACGCAGAGAGACAACGACGACACCCCCAACAAGCGCCAAUAUUCCUCCGUUGACAAUGGCGACGCCAUCGCCGCCGUCUUCUUCUCCGUCGUCUUCAAACCCUAAUUCCACCACCACGCCUCCUCCGCCGCGCACCACCGUCGUAGCCCUGGCCGCCGCGUCGUCCGACGGCGGGAGGAAGCCGCAGCCGCUCCUCUGGACACACGACGAGACUCUCCUCCUCAUCGAAGCAUACAGGGAGAAAUGGUACUCGCUGGGACGAGGGCCUCUGAAAUCAGGCCACUGGGAGGAGAUCGCCGUCACCGUCUCCGCCCGAUCCAGCAUUGAUCGGUCCGCGACCCAAUGCAGGCACAAGAUCGAGAAGAUGCGGAAGAGAUUCCGAGCCGAGAGGCAGCGAGUUGGUCCCACAUCGCCGUGGCCGUACUACUCGAUGAUGCAGGAGCUAGAGAGUAACCCGAAGACGCCGAUCUCGGCUCGGCCUCUGACCCGGUUGCCUCCCAACGCAAGCAACUACUUCGAUGAAGAAGAAGAAGAAGAAGAAGAAGAAGCUGGUCAUGAAAACGACGAUGACGAAGACGACGACAAUGUAGAAGAAGAAGAAGAAGAAGAGGAUAGGCGAAACAAGUCAAGGAGCAUCAAUUACAUACUGAGAAGACCCGGAACGGUGAACAGAUUCGCCGCAGCAGCGGCGGGGGCGGCAGCGAGCGGCGGAGGAGAGAAGGCAGUGUAUUGGGGGUACGAAGAAAGAGAGAGGAAGAAGACGAGGAAGAGGAAGGUCGUGGAAAGGAGGAGGAGAGGGGAGAGAGAAGUAGCGGAAGAGAUAAGGGCAUUUGCAGAGAGGGUAAUGGCGAUGGAGAGGAGGAAGAUGGAGUUUGCGAGGGAGAUGGAGAGGAAGCGGGCGGAGAUGGAGAGGAGAAGGCACCAACUGAUUCAGACAUCUCAGAGUCGUCUUCUCCACUUUGUCACCAACGCCUUCGAUGACUCUCUCUAACUUCUUACUGAAACAUACCAUUGAGUUUGAUCAAAGUAAAUCACAUUUGUCUAAUCUCUGUUCUGUUCUCUGUGAAGUUAUCUUGUCCCCUGUUUGCUUUCAGAUUUUGUAUUUAACAAAAAAACUUAAACAAAUCUAAAAGUCCU